Exophiala viscosa is the source of this 1980-nucleotide messenger RNA. RefSeq names its product nuclear distribution protein PAC1. The transcript has a single exon. Lineage: Eukaryota; Fungi; Ascomycota; Eurotiomycetes; Chaetothyriales; Herpotrichiellaceae. Gene Ontology annotation, cellular component: nuclear envelope; kinetochore; microtubule associated complex. Gene Ontology annotation, biological process: establishment of mitotic spindle orientation; nuclear migration; microtubule organizing center organization. Gene Ontology annotation, molecular function: dynein complex binding; microtubule plus-end binding. The record is from RefSeq and is a predicted model, not a curated record. Bases 455 to 1780 code for a protein of 441 amino acids.
CAUUAUUUUCCCCCUGCGGCCUUUUCAUGGCCUCUCUCCCCUUCUCUCUUCAGUGCUUCUGUCUGUGUUUACAACGGGUCCGCUGUAGCACGUUCUAAUACUCGACUGCAUGGCUUAAUCGGAGUGCCCUAGCGAUCUGGACUUGUCCGGAGUCCUGAGGGUUGCACCAUUGCGUCGUUAGACGACCUGGUUACGGUCCUCCCCGCAACCAUCGCAAGACUGCGCAGAAGGCCACCACACAAACCCACCACACUUUCUCUGUCAGGGUGGAGCAGAACUCUGUGGUGAUCUCAGCACAGUCCAGAGGUUGCAUGCCUGUAAAAGCAGUGCUCUCAGGGCUUGAAGCCCAAUCGGCCGAAAAUGAGCCAACUCCUCACCACUCGGCAAGCAGAAGAACUGUGAGUCGUGUUGAAAGAGAUGACGGGAUCUUGUUGACCAUUGCAGGCAUAAGUCUAUGAUUGCUUACCUGCUCUCUGUGGGCAUGAACGAUAGUGCGACAGACCUUCGCCGAGAAUCCAAUUUAGCAGACACCUUUGACGAUGCAACUGCGAAGAAGUAUGAGACUCUCCUCGAGAAAAAGUGGACGUCAGUCGUUCGGUUACAGAAGAAAAUCAUGGACCUGGAAGCGAAGAAUGCUGCCCUGCAACAAGAGAUCGAGACCGCCACGCCACUAUCCUGGAACCGCAAGAUUGACCCGGUAACGUGGCUUCCCAGAAGUCCAGCCAGACACACAUUGCAAGGUCACCGUCUUCCCGUGACCUCGGUCGCCUUCCAUCCUAUAUUCUCCUCCUUAGCGUCGGCUUCGGAAGACUCCACCAUCAAGGUUUGGGAUUGGGAGCUGGGCGAGCUGGAGAGGACGUUAAAGGGCCAUACGAAAGCAGUGCUUGAUGUGGAUUUUGGGGGUCCAAGAGGGGGUACACUGCUUGCGAGCUGUAGCAGUGAUUUGACAAUCAGAUUAUGGGAUCCUGGCGAUGAGUACAAGAACAUCCGAACACUGCCUGGUCACGACCACUCCAUUUCCUCCAUCCGAUUCAUCCCCUCCGGCGCUGCUGGUGCGCCUCUUUCGGGGAAUACGUUGGUGUCUGCAUCGAGGGACAAAACGCUACGGAUAUGGGAUGUGACCACGGGAUACUGCUUAAAGACCCUUAAAGGCCAUACGGAAUGGGUCCGAACAGUGAUACCAUCUAUUGAUGGCAGGUUUCUGUUGAGCGCUGGAAACGACCAAGUACCUCGGUUAUGGGAUGCAAGCUCUGGCGAGGUCAAGAUCACAUUUCUAGGUCAUGAACAUGUGGUGGAGUGCGUGGCAUUUGCGCCAAGCGCAUCUUAUGUCCACCUGGCCAGCCUCGCCGGUUACAAGAAGCCACCGCCCCCUAGCAGCAGUGGGGAAUUUUUGGCGACAGGAGGUAGAGACAAGAUCAUCAAGAUUUGGGACAAUCGGGGCACAUGUCACAAGACGCUGGUCGGCCACGACAAUUGGGUUCGAGGCCUCGUCUUUCACCCUGGCGGACGAUACCUGCUCUCAAUAUCAGACGACAAGACUAUUCGGUGCUGGGAUCUGUCACAGGAGUGCAAAUGUGUCAAAGUGGUGGACGAGGCUCACCAACAUUUCAUCAGCAGCAUUAGAUGGGCACCAGAUGUUCCUGUACAGCCAGUUGCCAACCGCGAAAGCAACGGGGUAGCAGCAUCUACCAAAAAAGAAGAUAGUGGAGGACCGGGCAAGAUUCGCUGUGUCAUUGCCACUGCCAGUGUCGAUUUAAACGUACGGGUCUUUGCUGGCUAAGAUGUAGGCUGUAAUCGGAUACUAUGUUGCGGUCAUCUCCAGCAUUCUGUAGAUGGGGAAGUUUUGGAUGUCUGGAGGGAUGCAUAGAAGGAGUGGUCGAUGAUUGUACGAGUAUGACUUACGAGACGACAUGACCGAAAGUGAUUUGUUAUUUCGUUUCCGUCAUUUUUCAUAGUUUCUAGUUCCGUUCAUCAACAACC